Molecule: messenger RNA, 449 nt
Organism: Drosophila yakuba
Lineage: Eukaryota; Metazoa; Arthropoda; Insecta; Diptera; Drosophilidae
Exons: 3
Coding region: 1-348 (115 amino acids)
Source: RefSeq, a predicted model, not a curated record
AUGAGGUUGCGGAGUGCAGCAGGAGCCGAGAAGCGAGACUCCUGGGAAAACCUAGGGGUAUGGUUACUGCUAUCCGAGUGCAAAACUCAGCUGUCCAUUAUCGUUGGGCAUCUGUCCUGCAAUCCACCCCACUGCCACCUUGGCCAGCAGAUAACUGAUGAGUACACAGAUGGGAAGCCGGCAAAUGGAGCACUCAAUGGACUAGGCCAAUUAAAAAUCCAGCUCAAGCUCAGCGAGUGCAGCGUAAUCAUCAUCAUGGACAUCAUGGUCAUCAUGGGCAUCAUGGGCAUCAUGGAGCUGGGCAUUCUGAUGGUUUUGGUCUCCUUUCUGAGAGUUUUUCGGGGUUGAAGACGGCAAAACGGGAAAUUAAUGAUACUGCUCAAAACGCACUUGACUUGCCGCGCCUUAUGAUUUUUCUGAUUUUCGCAAUCUGGAACAGGGCAAUGUCA